UAUAUAGCAGUAUCAGCCAGUAUCCGGCCUCUGCCAGUGCGCGCUGACGUGCGUACGUACCGGGGAGAAGGAAUGACCGUCAAGCACGAUGAUACACCGAAAUUGUUCAAGCUGAAGCGGCCAGGAAAAGCCGAAGGAUGGGAGGGAUAAACUGGAGCGAAUUGUUUCCAGGGAGAUGGAGUCCUGUCAUCUUCAUCUCCUACAUAGCUCUCUUCGUGAACCAAGGUAUUCUGGUGACAUGGUCUCAGAGAAGCGGCCGCUACGAAUAUAAUAUUGUGGCGGUUGUGCUGAUGACAGAGGUUCUGAAAUUGAUCAUAUCCACAGCGCUCUACUGCAGAGACAAUAGCAUCCUGACGCUUCUCCAGGAGACGAGGAAGAACAAAAAGGUGCUUCUGCUGUACAUGAUACCCGCGCUUUUGUACUGCCUCUACAACAAUCUGGCGUUUGUCAAUUUGGCCAGAUUCGACCCCACGACUUACUACGUCCUGCUGCAACUGCGCGUUGUACUUACGGGAAUCAUUUUCCAGAUCAUUUUUAACAAAAAGUUGUCGGCGACGCAAUGGUUUUCCCUAGUGAUCCUGACUGUCGGCUGCAUGAUAAAGCACUUUGACGCUCACGUCCUUGGCACGGAAUUCCACGCAGAUAUUUUUCUACUUCUGAUUCUUGUACAGACGACAUGCUCCUGCUUGGCUGGUGUGUAUAACGAGUACCUGCUGAAACGGCAGGGCGCGGACAUUGACAUUUUUAUACAGAACGUAUUUAUGUACAUCGACAGUAUUUUCUGCAACGUCAUAGCGAUCGUCCUGUUGACCGUGUUCGCGAACGGCGCGAGCAAGAUGCCGAGUGACGUCGAGAUCGGUGCGUUUCUGCAGCCGAAGGUGAUUCUGAUCAUGCUGAACAAUUCGCUCGUCGGGAUAAUAACGAGCUUCUUCCUGAAGACCCUGAACUCCAUACUGAAGACCUUCGCCAGCGCGGUGGAGCUGGUCUUCACGGCGGUGCUGUGCUGGAUUCUAUUCAGCAUACCCAUUAGCGCGAACACCAUCGUCUCCAUAGCCAUGGUCAGCCUCGCCGUGAUUUUAUAUUCGAAGAAUCCCGUGCAGAACGCCCAGCCCAAAGAGACGGCGGAAAGUGGGAAGCUUCUAGUGUAAACGACACAGUAUUAUUAUUUUCUAAAUGGUGACAUAUAAUUGCGGUCGCAAACCAAAUGAAAAUUGUAAAACAAAGCGUGUCGCUGACGCAUGUUACCAUUUUAGCGCUGUUUUUACAAAUAUUUUAUUGCGCGACGAUGACUAUAUAUGUGAUAUAAAGUUGUUAAUUUAAGGCAAUGACUGAAUUACGCUUGUGAAUAAAAAGUCUCGCAGUUUCUCUUAAAAAAA
Messenger RNA from Wasmannia auropunctata (little fire ant), 1376 nucleotides. It is a transcript of the gene senju, whose product is annotated as CMP-sialic acid transporter 1. The transcript is spliced from 6 exons. NCBI's taxonomy places the organism in Eukaryota, Metazoa, Arthropoda, Insecta, Hymenoptera, Formicidae. Gene Ontology annotation, biological process: pyrimidine nucleotide-sugar transmembrane transport. The record is from RefSeq and is a predicted model, not a curated record. Bases 138 to 1148 code for a protein of 336 amino acids. Gene Ontology annotation, cellular component: Golgi membrane. Gene Ontology annotation, molecular function: UDP-galactose transmembrane transporter activity.